CCAGACGUUACAACUUACAAGUAUUGGCAGAGAUGUGGCGCAGAUAAAUAGUAUCAAGUUUACAUAUCCUUAACUAUAUUUUAAGAAAAAAUCAAUUAAAGAUCAUUUAUACAACUAUGUUAUGAAAAGGUUACGAAACCAGUUUAUUUCAUACAUUAAAUAUAAAAUAUAAAAAAUAAAUAAAAUAUAAAAAUUAAGUACAAAGAAAUACUAUUGACGAUGAAAAUAUGUUGGGAUUCAAAUCCAUAUAAUCGACCAAGUGUUAUUGAAAUAGAAGAAUUAUUGAGAUUGUUUAUUUUAUAUGAAAAUGAAGAAAUUAAAAAGCAAUUUGAUGAAGCAGAAAAUAUAGAUAUUCCAAAAUAUAAUAGUAUCAAUAGUAUUUCAAAUAAGUUACAUACUUCUUAA
Molecule: messenger RNA, 405 nt
Organism: Rhizophagus irregularis DAOM 181602=DAOM 197198
Lineage: Eukaryota; Fungi; Glomeromycota; Glomeromycetes; Glomerales; Glomeraceae
Source: RefSeq, a predicted model, not a curated record